ACUAUGGAUCAACCUCACAAAACUAAACACAUGUUUGUUCCUAAAAAAUAAUUUAUAAUUUUUCAAAUAAAAAAUUCCGCAACCAUUCAUAAUGGCAAACAAUAAUGAUACAAAUCUAUAUAAUAUUCUUGGUUGUAAUGAAGAUGCAACUAUUGAUGAUAUUCGAAAAAAUUAUAAAAAACUUGCUCUUCAAUGUCAUCCAGAUAAACGAAAUCAACAACAAUCGACAAAUGAUGAUAACGAUGAUGUUGGUCAUACAAUCAGACCAGAAUUUUCACAAUUAAAUCAAGCAGCUACAAUUCUAAGUGAUAAACAUUCGAAAUUUUGUUAUGAUUCAACGUUAUUGGCAAAAAAAUUACCUGAAACUAUUAUUAAUGAUGAAAUUAAUCGGCAGGAUUUUUAUAAAGAUGAUAAUGGUAAUCUUGUUUAUGAUUGUCGUUGUGGUGGCCAUUUUAGAAUCAUCGAUAGUUAUUGUCCAUCACAAUCAACAUCCUCAUCACAAUCGAUGAUUAUAAUCGAUUGUGAUUGUUGUUCAUUAAGUGUUCGAUUGAUUGAUUGAUUGAUUCAAUUAUUUGAUAAAAUUCCAUCCUGUUCCAAUUCCAUUUUGAUGUUGACAUUGUUACCCGAAAAAAAAUUCUGCUGAUAUUUCGAAAUAUUUUUUCUAUCU
Molecule: messenger RNA, 667 nt
Organism: Dermatophagoides pteronyssinus (European house dust mite)
Lineage: Eukaryota; Metazoa; Arthropoda; Arachnida; Sarcoptiformes; Pyroglyphidae
Product: dnaJ homolog subfamily C member 5-like
Biological process (GO): spliceosomal complex disassembly
Cellular component (GO): spliceosomal complex
Source: RefSeq, a predicted model, not a curated record